Molecule: messenger RNA, 2583 nt
Organism: Arctia plantaginis
Lineage: Eukaryota; Metazoa; Arthropoda; Insecta; Lepidoptera; Erebidae
Source: the annotation of a GenBank genome assembly
AUGGAUACGAUGAUAAGCGUGUGGACGAUGGUUGAGCACGUAAGGGUGGCCAGUGGGGCUGCUGAGCUCGCCAUCUUUACCGCUAUACUCUACUGGUUCUUCACGUCCAGUCGCGUAGCCGACAUGUUGGAGGUGGUCGGCGAACGCGUUGGAGGGUGGUGCGGUCGAGAUACCAGCAGCUCACUACGACAGGCCGUGCGCGCACGCAAACGUCAACAGCAUGACGUCUACGCGAAGCUAGACGCAGAUAUUGCUACUCGAACCACAUCGCUGUACAGAGUGAAAGAAGGGCCAAUCGUACCCCCCCCUCAGCCACAGACAAGACCUCCUGCGGGGCUAGCGUGUGCUAGGUGUGCUCCAUUGUCCAGGGAGUCGUGGCAGGAUGGAAAAUCGACAGACACAGGUUCAGUGAUCAACAUUUUGGAUAUCGGACGGCAAAACUUUGCCAACGGUGGCGUAGUUUCCAGAUAUUUGUGCGAUUUAGCCCAGUGUUGUAACCUUAACUUGUACGACUAUAAGGAUGUUGUACCAAAUGUGGUAAAAGAUGAUAGUGUCCAACAAUCGAUAGAAGAAGCUACUCAGGAAGAAUUGCGGCAGGCUAGGGAGAGUGACCAAAAAGGAGCAGAUUAUACAACUGUCAGACGAAAAAUAGAAGCGCGGGCGCUCAAGGUCAUUCAGGAUAUCAGUUCGGCGAUGUCAAAUAAUGUGCUCAAAUUUGUUUCAUGGGUGUGCCAUAAGGCAAUCCGUCGUGUAGCAGGCGGUGGUUGUGCUACGCGGGCCGCCAGCGUAGACCGUUUGCGUCGCGCCAACGCCGCAGGACUGCCACUAGUAUUCGUACCACUUCACCGAUCUCACUUCGACUACAUAUUAGUGUCGUUCACACUUUAUCUGACGGGUCUGAGGCCGCCGCUUGUUGCUGCCGGUGAUAACAUGAGAAUACCUUUCUUUGGUUGGUUCUUACGUGGCUGCGGUGCCUUUUACAUACGCCGACGAGUGGAAGGAUCAGAUUAUCAGAGCGACCCUGUAUACAAAUCAGCACUCAGAUCAUACAUCUUAAACAGUUUAUCAGCUCGCAAUAAUCUAGAGUUCUUCAUCGAAGGCGGACGCACGAGAACUGGCAAACCUCAAACACCCAAAGCUGGAAUUCUCUCAGUAAUCAUGGAUGCGUACCUAGACGGUAAAAUUGAUGAUGCUCUACUGGUACCCGUAACCCUCAAUUACGACAAACUGGUGGACGGCAACUUCGUCCGCGAACAGCUCGGCAUGCCCAAGCAGAUGGAGACUUUCUGGUCAGCGCUGCGUGGUAUUUGGCGGACUUUGAACACUAACCAUGGCAGUAUUAGGGUGGAUUUCAAUCAGCCUAUUUCUCUAAAGGAAUUGGUGAUGUCCUUCCAGAAAUAUAAUCACUUCAAAGCACCUAUAGAAACACCUCUAUCUCCUCCAAACAACAAUUUAUCCGUUAAUCUCGAUAGGCAAAUAUUAUACAAUCACAGUCACUCAAGUUUGUACGGAGCGGACGUCAGCACAGAACAUAAAAUGAUGGUUGAGGCGAUCGGCAGACAUGUCGUGUAUGACGCGGCGGUGGCGACGGCGCUGAUGUGCACGAACGUGACGUCGUACGUGCUGCUGACGGAGCUGCGGCGCGGCGCGGGGGCGGCGCAGCUGGGCGCCGCGCUGGCCGCGCGCCAGGCCGCGCUGCUGCGCGACGGCCGCGACCUCGGCUACACCGGCGACGCGCACCACGCGCUCAAGGCUGCGCUCGACACUCUGGGCAGGGGUUUGGUACGUCGUGAGCGCGCCUCUAUAGUCCGUCCCGUGGCGUCUAUCGCGGCUUUGCUGGAGCUGUCGUACUACGCCAACGCCGUCGUAGCGCACUACGCCGCUCCUGCCAUAAUCGCGACAGCCUUAGAAUCCAUCAUAGCAUCGUCUCCUGGUCCGGUGACGGAGGUGUCUCAGAGCCAGCUGGUGAGCUCGGCGCUGUCGCUGUGCGAGGUGCUUAGCCACGAGUUCAUCCUGUGCUCACCUUGCGUUCGCAUUGAGGAGAAGAUGCUCGACGCCAUCGACUCGCUCGUCGGCUCUGAAGUCCUCACUCCUAUUAAGGAUGUCCUGGGUUUGGAAGAAGAGCAAUGGUCACGUCGGUUUGCUAAGCACCUGGAAGAUGGUGAUGAGUGUACGGAGAGGCCCGAUCCUGCUCAACGCCUCAAGUAUACCAUACUAGACACACCGCAAGCUUUAGCUGAGAGGCGGCGCCUGGUGCUGACGGUGCGGCCGCUGCUGGAGGCGUACGCGCGCACGUGUCGGCGGCUGCGCGCCGGGACCGUCAAGGGGCUCGUCAAGGACACGCUCGACGCGCUCACCGACGACUUCGUGCACAACCGCAUGAUCUACGGAGAAGCAGUUUCGACAGACGCAAUACGCAACUGCCUGCGACUCCUGCGCCAGUGGAACGUCAUAGAGCUGUACACGGAGAACCGCGAGCGGAAGCUCAGGAUAUGCACGGCCUACGAAGACCCGCAGGAGCUCCACGACAUCUGCACCAACAUAUACAAGUUCAACAUGAACACGCCCCUAUUGUCCAAGUGA